Enhydra lutris kenyoni (northern sea otter) is the source of this 1677-nucleotide messenger RNA. RefSeq names its product RNA polymerase I subunit E. The transcript has 12 exons. Gene Ontology annotation, cellular component: RNA polymerase I complex. Gene Ontology annotation, biological process: RNA polymerase I preinitiation complex assembly; nucleolar large rRNA transcription by RNA polymerase I; transcription elongation by RNA polymerase I. Bases 97 to 1356 code for a protein of 419 amino acids. Gene Ontology annotation, molecular function: DNA binding. NCBI's taxonomy places the organism in Eukaryota, Metazoa, Chordata, Mammalia, Carnivora, Mustelidae. The record is from RefSeq and is a predicted model, not a curated record.
GCCACGCCUCUUCCGCCUCCCUGUUCUGCCACAGCGCAUGGAAGGCUGGCGGCCCGGGCCGGGUCUGUCUAAACUCUCCGCGUCGGGACUGGCGAGAUGGCGGCUGAGGUGUUGCCGAGUGCGAGGUGGCUGUACUGUGGGGAGCCCGACGAGAGCCAGAGAGCAGUACUGGUCCAGUUCUCCAAUGGGAAGUUGCAGAAUCCAGGCAACAUGCGUUUUACUUUGUACAAGAGCAGUGACUCCACAAACCCCAGGAAGAAGAGUCAGCGCAUCCUGGCUGCUGAAACAGACCGACUGUCCUACGUAGGAAACAAUUUUGGGAUGGGAGCUCUCAAGUGCAACACUCUGUGCAGGCAUUUUGUGGGAAUUCUGAACAAGACUUCUGGCCAGAUGGAGGUAUAUGAUGCUGAGUUGUUCAACAUGCAGCCACUGUUUUCAGAUGAAUCAGUUGAGAGUGAAUUGACACAAGAGAGUCAGACCAAAAGUUUUAGAGAAAAGAUGGAUUCUUGCAUCGAAGCCUUUGGAACCACCAAACAGAAGCGGGCUUUGAACUCCAGAAGAAUGAACAAAGUUGGCAGUGAAUCUCUCAACUGUGCAGUCGCUAAAGCUGCAGAGAAUAUUAUUGAUGCAAAGGGUGUGACCGCUCUGGUCAAUGACGCCAUCCAUGACGACCUGCAGGAUGACUCCCUCUACCUUCCUCCCUGCCAUGCUGAUGCCACCAAGCCUGAAGACGUGUAUAAGUUUGAAGACCUUCUGUCCACCGCAGAGUAUGAAGCUCUUCAGAGCCCCUCCGAAGCUUUCAGGAAUGUCUCCUCAGAGGAAAUACUGAAGAUGAUUGAAGAGAACAGCCACUGCUCCUUUGUCAUAGAAGCGUUGAAGUCUUUGCCAUCAGAUGAGGAGAGCCGAGACCGCCAGGCCCGAUGCAUAUGGUUUCUGGACACACUCAUCAAAUUUCGAGCGCAGAAAGUGAUUAAGCGGAAAAGUGCCCUGGGACCUGGAGUCCCCCACAUCAUCAACAGCAAACUGCUGAAGCACUUCACCUGCUUGACCUACAACAAUGGCAGCCUGCGGAACUUGAUUUCAGAUUCUAUGAAGGCAAAGAUCACUGCAUACGUCAUCAUACUUGCCUUGCACAUAAGCAACUUCCAGAUUGACCUGACAGUGUUACAGAGAGACUUGAAGCUCAGUGAGAGAAGGAUGAUGGAGAUCGCGAAAGCCAUGAGACUGAAGAUCUCUAAAAGAAGGGUGUCUCUGGAAGCUGGCAGGGAGGAGGAUCACAAACUGGGCACCCUGUCCAUCCCACUGCCUCCAGCCCAGGCCUCGGAACGCCAGUCCAAGCGGAGGAGAAUCACCUAGAAGCUUGCUUUCUGCACGGAGCAUUUUGGUCACACACAGCCACUACCUCUAUUCAUUUCCAGUUUUAUUUUUUAAAAUGAGAAGAAAAAGAAGCCUUGCCUUGGUGUGGGUAUGAAGCCAGGAGGCAGCGUCUCAAGUUGUGCUGUGUACAGUGAUGGCCCUGUUGGACUUGACCUCUCUUCUUUGGUGUGGCUGGAUUGUGAAUGGCAGCCGGUUCCUGUGGGAGGGUGGGGCCUGGGGAGGUCAGAGUGGGCAGAUCUUACAGGCUGCACCCUGGGGCACAUCUAAUGGAUAAUGUUAAUAAAGAGAAAUGUGAAGGGC